Molecule: messenger RNA, 2848 nt
Organism: Phragmites australis (common reed)
Lineage: Eukaryota; Viridiplantae; Streptophyta; Magnoliopsida; Poales; Poaceae
Product: probable mediator of RNA polymerase II transcription subunit 19b
Exons: 7
Coding region: 1702-2364 (220 amino acids)
Biological process (GO): positive regulation of transcription by RNA polymerase II
Cellular component (GO): mediator complex
Molecular function (GO): transcription coregulator activity; transcription factor binding
Source: RefSeq, a predicted model, not a curated record
ACGCCCGACUGGCGUAUUCUGGCGAAAUCGAGGGGACUCGUCGAGACCUCGAGGGUUUCCAGUCCUUCUCUCUCGCGCCACUCGCCGCCGGCGACUGACCGGACACUGCACACCAGGCCUCCCACCCACAGGUGGAAGUCGUCUUUCGUCGCGUCGGCGUCGGCGUCGGCGUCGGCGUCUCGCUCCUCCGCUUCCCCGCCCCACGCCCGCUGCUGGCACUGGGCUGGCGUGGGGGAGGAGAUCCGUCCGGACUCGGGGUCGAUUCCUUCUUCUGUCGGUGACUAGCCCAAGCUUGCUCGUAAUCGAUUCCGUGUGCUGUAGGAGGUGACCCGCUCUCCGCUGCGACUGUGAGGAAUCGAAUUGGGGUCCCAUUCAGUCAGUUGCGGGUUCGUGUGCUGCGCGCAACCCUACUAGUGUAUUCCACCCAUCCGUAGUUCGAUUAGGUUCUUCUUAUUUAGCGGUUAUGAUCAAUUUAGCCAGUAUUUGGCUGAAAUUUAUUAGUUCCAAGAAUUUUAGGGGCUCAACUGAACCCCCGUGCCCUAAGUCCGUCCCUGGUUACAGGGGUUCGAUUUCAGGGGCUGUUUCUUUACUCUUUGAGUUCUAGUGGUUUACUUAAGGGCUAGUAGGGAUGAUUGCUGCUAUAUUGUUAGCUACUAUGGUGAAUCCUGCUGGUAAUGAUACCACUGUUUGGACUUUCGAUGCUCGGAACAGGUAGGUUGCUGGUGCCUUAUCUUGGGCAAUUGCUUGUCUAGUUAUCUUGUCAGAAGCAUUAUAUAUUUGGAAUGGUAUAGAGGCAUGCUGAUCUGGCCAAUGUAGUAUUCUGUUUUGCCAAUUGUGGCAUUUAGCAGUUUUUGCGCUCUAGCACUGGUAAUUGUACAUGAGAUUGAUUGCCCGAUUGGAAGUCUUUUACUUUGCACUUGCCCUAUUUUUUGUGAGAUGUCUCUAGCUUAACGUGGACAGUGAUAUCAUACUGCAAAUGUGCAACUAGAAAUCUGUUGAUAAAAUUGUCUUCUGGAAUUUUCUUCUUUAACUCCAUUUUUCACUCCAAAUGAUGUACUAUGCAUGCCUUGUGUAACCCUCUAAUUCCCAAAGGAAAAAGAAAAAAACAGUGCUGAAACUUCUAUGCUAUUCUGGUAAUUGAGCAAGGAUCAAGCUACUAUUUGGUUAUGACAUGAAUUAUUCAAAACUUUUAGUUGCUGGAUGUUGGAGCCAAUUUCAGGGCCUGUGAGUCAAACUUUAUCACUGCUUAGUUCACAUCUUGGAUCUGCUAGGUCUUAUAUCACACAAGAAUUCUGUCUACUAACAUAGAGAUGUUAUGGACUCAUGCUUUGGCUCCUUUUUACCCUGCUUUACCCUAUAAAUCUUAGCUCUGUUAAUUUCUUUGGAACAUGCCAAAAAAGUUGUAUCAACCACGGGCAUAAUCCUUCUUUUGGUGUGCUCCAUAUUACCCGGAACAUCCACCUUGCUCUGUGUGGAACCAAUGAAAGGGUGCUGUCAAUGUAGUGUAAUUUGCGAAAGCUACACUACUUUACACAUAACAUAUAAUUUUUCUAUUGCAAAAAAUGAGAAAGAAAACUAAUGCCGCAACGCCGCUUAAAUUGUACCAUUGUGAUACUAUGUCAGGAAGACGUGUCGAUCGGACUAAGCUAUAUGUCCAUAAGAUGGUGAAGAUGCACUUUGUGUAGAUCAAGCUCCAAUCUGAUGGACUCUGAUGACAAGAAGUUUGGAAAAGGGCCUAGGGAGCUCACUGGUGCUGUUGAUUUAAUCAGCCACUACAAACUGCUUGGGCACCAUGAUUUCUUUUGCAAGAGGCCUUUGCCACUGGCAAUCUCAGAUACACAUUACCUUCACAAUGUUGUGGGAGACACUGAAAUUCGUAAAGGGGAAGGAAUGGAGCUAGAUCAACUAGUUCAGAAUGCGUAUUUGAGGGAUAAGCCUGCUUAUAUUCAGCCCUUUGAUAUGGAAACACUGGGGCAAGCAUUCCAACUUCGAGAAACAGCUCCAGUAGAUUUGCCCUCUGCUGAAAAAGGUGCACCGACUAUUUCGGGUAAACCGAAAAGUGAGUCCAAGGACAAAGAGAAGAAACAUAAAAAGCACAAAGACAAAGACAGGGAAAAAGACAAGGAACAUAAGAAGCACAAACAUCGGCAUAAGGAUCGGAGUAAGGACAAGGAUAAAGACAAAGACAAAGAUAAGAAAAAAGAUAAAAGCGGGCAUCAUGAUUCUGGUGGCGACCAUUCAAAGAAACAUCAUGAGAAGAAGCGAAAGCAUGAGGGAAUGGAGGAUUCUGUGGAUGUGCAUAAGCACAAGAAGAGUAAGCACAAGACUUCCAAAACUGAUGAGAUGGGGAACGGACUUAGUUAACUACACUUUCCUUUUUCUAUUUGUCAAUCCAUGUGAUAUGCUGUUAAAAGGAGACUCGGAAGGUUUCUGUCAUCAAAACCCAGUUCAGAUUAGCGAUAUCAUGAAUCGAAGCUGUUUGAUAAGAACAUGAUGAUGGUGUCGUGUUGUAGCUUACAUCCUGGGAGAAAUUGAAUUUGUAAUAGGGAACUAAACCAAUGUAGGGGGACUGAUCGAAUGUGCCUUGCAACAUUUUUGUUAUUCCAUGGCCAAUUGGUUGUAGGAACAUUUGAAAGGACAUGCGAUGAGAUUGUUUCUAUUGCUAGGGCUAGUGCAGUAUUUCAAGUUAGGCUUCUGAUGUAGCAUGAGUACAUUGAGUAGCAGCUAGUGGACGGAUAUAGUGUAUAUGGUCUAGAGAUUGUAGUUCCCGGCGGGGAAUCGAAACAUAAGCCGUGUUCCUCAUGCCGAUGAUAAUUCACAGGCAGUAGUGUGAUUUGCUGUUUAACCA